GACAACCACCUUUCCAAUUCCAAAUCUCCAUUUCACACACAUAUAUACGUAUACAUAUACAUUUACAUGUAUAUAUAGAUCACAUCUUCCAUCUUUUUCACUCACAAGACGUAUUACGUACACAUAACAUCUCUUUCUCUCUGGGUAUAUAUAUAGCUGGAGAUCGAAGAAUUUAAGGGAGGCAUAAUCAUUAAUUAACAUAUAGAAGAAAUCAUGGCCGAGUCCUCGCAUCUACCACCCCCACUACCACCAAAGAAGUCUAACAAAAUUCGAGACAUUGUUAGGCUUCAGCAGAUGCUUAAGAAAUGGAAGAAGACUGCAACCUCCAAGAACAACAACAACGACGACAAUGGUGGUGUACCCAUUAAGACGACAACAACGAAAGGUCUUAACAAGUUCCUCAAGAAAACCCUAUCUUUUUCAGAUAUCAGCAGCAGUAGUACAGGUCAAGAAGAUGUGGUGCGAAAAGGAUACUUAGCUGUUUGGGUGGGGAGAGAUGAAGAUGCCAUGAAGAAGUUUGUAAUCCCUACAGAUUACUUAACACAUCAAGCUUUCAGUCUACUCUUAAGAGAUGCAGAAGAAGAGUUUGGAUUUCAGCAAGAGGGUAUCCUCAAGAUCCCCUGCGAUGUUCCUCUCUUUGAGAAUAUCUUGAAGACGAUGACAGACAACAAGAAAAACCAUCAACAGCAGCAAAGAUCUACCCUCAAAUCUUCAUCUUCAACAUCUUCAUUCUUCUUGUAUGAUGAUGAUCAGCAAGAGCAACAACAAACGGAACAGCUUAACUGCUGCACCUCUUCUGCUACUCCGCCACCUCAUCAUCAACGUCAUCGGAGCUCCACUUUUGAUUCCCAGCUGCUAAAGACACCUCCAACCACUCCAACUCACAACCUUCCAUUAUACUGUCGAUGAAUUCAUUAUAAUUAAUCUAUCUAUUCAUCAUCUGUCUUUUUGGUCGUUUUAUUACUAUUAUUGUUCCAUCUUUUCUUUUGUUCUCAUGAUAUUUAAGAGAUGAACACUUUUGUUAACUUCUUGUUCUUGCUGUAGCUACUUAAUUACUGAUUAAGAACGCAUGGCCUUGAUUAAGAUAAUAAGAUUAUUGCAAUAUUUAUGUAUCUUCGGAUUUGAUCUC
Lactuca sativa (garden lettuce) is the source of this 1129-nucleotide messenger RNA. Its product is annotated as SAUR-like auxin-responsive protein family. NCBI's taxonomy places the organism in Eukaryota, Viridiplantae, Streptophyta, Magnoliopsida, Asterales, Asteraceae. Gene Ontology annotation, biological process: response to auxin. The record is from RefSeq and is a predicted model, not a curated record.